AUCUUCAGUACCUAUCUUUUACAAUCUCCUUGGUGUCAAUUCCUAGUAGCUUUUGAACUCUAAACCAUCCCUUUCUUUUGGUUUUACAGCACUUAACUUUUAGCUUUUGCAUUUGAUUUCCAUGUUUUCUGCCAUUUUGUAACGCCAAUAUUUGAUUUUCAUGCUAAAAUACAUUUUAGCUUACUUACCACGAUCCUAACUAUCUUCAUAUCUUCAGGCUUUCAGAGCAAAAACUAGAUCUGGGAACUCACAAAAUGGGCAGAUUUUCAAUACCCAACUUGGGAUUUCUACUGUUAUGCUGCUUAACAGCUGUCUCAGAAGCAUCAUAUGUGAAGUACAAAGACCCAAAACAGCCAUUGGGUGUUAGAAUCAAAGACUUGAUGAGCAGGAUGAGUUUGGCUGAAAAGAUCGGCCAAAUGACUCAGAUCGAGCGCAAUGUUGCCACGCCUGAUGUUAUGAACAAAUACUUUAUUGGUAGUGUUUUGAGUGGUGGAGGGAGUGUACCCGCUAUAAAAGCUACUCCUGAGACUUGGAUUAGGAUGGUUAACACGAUUCAAAAUGGCUCUUUAUCGACACGUCUUGGUAUUCCGAUGAUAUAUGGGAUCGAUGCGGUUCAUGGCCACAACAAUGUGUAUAAAGCUACUAUUUUUCCUCAUAAUGUUGGUCUUGGAGUGACCAGGGAUCCUCAGCUUAUCAAGAAUAUUGGAGAUGCAACUGCUCUCGAAGUUAGAGCUACAGGAAUUCCCUAUGUCUUUGCUCCAUGCAUUGCGGUUUGCAGGGAUCCAAGAUGGGGUCGAUGCUUCGAAAGCUACAGCGAGGAUCAUAAGAUUGUUCAAUUAAUGACAGAGAUUAUACCUGGUUUACAAGGAGAUAUCCCUGCCAAUUCUAAAAAGGGUGUUCCCUUUGUUUCUGGAAAGAGAAAGGUGGCAGCCUGUGCUAAGCACUAUUUGGGAGAUGGAGGUACAACAAAUGGAAUAAAUGAGAACGAUACUGCAAUUAGCUUGAAUGGAUUACUCAGCAUUCACAUGCCAGCCUAUGUUAACUCUAUUCAAAAGGGUGUUGCAACAAUAAUGGUAUCCUACUCUAGCUGGAAUGGGAAAAAGAUGCACGCAAAUCAUGAUCUUGUGACCGGCCUCCUGAAAAACAAGCUAAAGUUCAGGGGUUUCGUUAUAUCAGAUUGGCUCGGUAUCGAUAAGAUUACCUCUCCUCCACAUGCUAACUACUCGUAUUCUGUAGAAGCUGGAGUUGGUGCUGGUAUUGAUAUGAUCAUGGUUUCUAAUAACUUCACGGAGUUCAUCGAUGAGCUAACUUAUCAGGUUAUGCACGGAAUCGUUCCAAUGAGCAGGAUAGAUGAUGCUGUAAAAAGAAUCUUGAGAGUUAAAUUUGUCAUGGGUCUCUUUGAGAAUCCGAUGGCUGAUUAUGGCUUGGUAGACCAACUUGGGAGUGUGGAACACAGGGAGUUAGCAAGGGAAGCUGUGAGGAAAACCCUCGUCCUUCUGAAGAACGGUGAAUCGGCUGAUUCGCCAUUGUUACCACUUCCCAAGAAAGCAACCAAGGUACUAGUUGCUGGAAGUCAUGCUGAUAACUUGGGCUAUCAGUGCGGAGGCUGGACCAUUACUUGGCAGGGUCUGGGUGGCAAUGAUCUCACUAGUGGUACCACUAUCCUCGAGGCUAUCAAAAAUACAGUCGACCCGACCACUCAAGUUGUCUACAAUGAGAACCCUGAUGCAGACUUUAUCAAAACCAACAAAUUCUCUUUUGCCAUUGUCGUGGUGGGAGAACCAUCGUACUCGGAAACAUUUGGUGACAGCCUGAACCUUACGAUAUCCGAGCCUGGUCCGCAAACUAUAUACAACGUUUGUGGGGCUUUGAAAUGUGUUGUCGUUGUCAUCUCAGGCCGGCCGGUUGUCAUGCAGCCCUAUCUCUUGUCGAUUCAUGCACUUGUGGCUGCUUGGCUUCCAGGGACCGAGGGCCAAGGUGUUGCCGAUGUACUGUUUGGUGACUAUGGGUUCACCGGCAAGCUUGCGAGGACUUGGUUCAAGACUGUUGAGCAGCUCCCCUUGAACUUAGGUGAUCCACAUUACGAUCCUCUCUUUCCGUUUGGAUUUGGUUUGACUACUAAACCUACCAUGCACAACUGAGUUCACGUUAGAGCUCAUGGGAUGGAAAAGGGAGAAAUCAAAUAUUUCAAGUUCUCUCAAUAGUAUAUUUAAUAGGUGUGCAAAAAGAGCUUUAAUUUAGUUUGAUUGGUAUUAUUGUUUGUACAAUGUAC
This is a messenger RNA of Hibiscus syriacus, 2272 nucleotides long. RefSeq names its product beta-glucosidase BoGH3B-like. Gene Ontology annotation, biological process: glucan catabolic process. The transcript has 9 exons. Gene Ontology annotation, molecular function: beta-glucosidase activity. The coding region runs from base 255 to 2141 and encodes 628 amino acids. Lineage: Eukaryota; Viridiplantae; Streptophyta; Magnoliopsida; Malvales; Malvaceae. The record is from RefSeq and is a predicted model, not a curated record.